AUGGGGAUCAGAAAAGAACUGUCAAAAGUCCUGCGUAACAAGGUAAUGGACCGUUAUAAAGAUGGAAAAGGACAUAAAGAGAUAUCCAAAGCCUUGAAUAUGCCAAUCAGUACUGUUAAAUCAUCUAUUAAGAAGUGGAAAGUUCUGGGAUCUCUUGAUACUAAGCCAAGUACAGGUAGACCAAGAAAGAUUGCAGCCGCAACUGACUGAAGAAUUGUUUGUGAUACAAAGGGAAACCCAUAAGUAACCACAAGAAAAAUACAGACUGCUCUGGGAAAAAAAA
Molecule: messenger RNA, 283 nt
Organism: Staurois parvus
Lineage: Eukaryota; Metazoa; Chordata; Amphibia; Anura; Ranidae
Source: the annotation of a GenBank genome assembly